This is a messenger RNA of Gopherus evgoodei (Goodes thornscrub tortoise), 1202 nucleotides long. RefSeq lists its product as uncharacterized. Lineage: Eukaryota; Metazoa; Chordata; Testudines; Testudinidae. The record is from RefSeq and is a predicted model, not a curated record. The transcript is spliced from 5 exons. The coding region runs from base 74 to 310 and encodes 78 amino acids.
ACCUAUAAAUAGGGGGACAAAAAACUGAACAAGGCUGUUAAAGAAAUAUUGCUAAUACAAGACUUCUACCGUUAUGGGGAGCAACAACAUGGACGAGAACUUUUUUCUUGACAUUCCAGAUGCCGCGCUAGAAGCUUUAAAUUUUGAACAAGAUGGAAGUCAAAACCACCCAAUAGGUUUUCCUGAAAUUACAGACGAAGACUUAUCAAGCGUUAUUCCUCAAGAAGAAAUGUUGAAGGGAAGAGCGCUUAAAGGGGCCAAGAAAUUUCCCUCUGAGGCAGCUGCAGUUGGAAGCAAGGCCACCAGUUAGAACAAAUAAAGCGGGCUUCUAGCGGUGAAGAAAAUAUCAGAACCACAACCACUCGCCAAUUGGAUUCAGAAAUGAAAGACAUUCUUCAAAGAACCGGUUUAUCCGACUACGAAAAGGCUAAACUCUACGAGGCGGUCCUGCAAAGAUACCUGGUAUUGGCCAAGCGUGGUGAAAUGGAAAAGACUAAAAUAAACCUUUUUUUUCCCCUGAGCAAGAGCAAGAGCAAGAGGAGCUUCAACCUCCUAACGUUCAGGGGGAUGUAUCGGACUUUGUUAUUCAGGAGGUGUUGGAGGGGGUAAAUCCUCGCUAUAAAAAAAAAGCUGAAAUAUUGUUAAAUAAGCUUAAACAGCGUAAAGAUGUGUCUUCUUGGGCUGAUAACGGCCGUUUUGUGUACCGGGGGAAGGCGAUUGAGGGGUCUCACAUGCUUGAUUUAGUCAGAGGGGUAACCGGCUCUUAUUCUUUCGCUAACAAGAGGACUCCUAAAGGGUGGCAUGUUUUUAUGAAAGCCUUGGCAGAGCUAAACGUGCCUACGACCGUCGUAGGGCAUGUUACCAAUAAACAAUUUUUAGAGCGUCUAAAAAUAGGGCUAAAGCCGGUCAAGGCCACAAGUAACGCCGCCCCUUUUAAAAGCGUCCCUGUUAAAAAACGAAAAAUCGACUGGUUAACAAUGUAAAAUAAAAGACGUAAACAAAAUUAAAAAUUGUGUUUUAUUGAUGCACCUCUUUAAACACACGACAAGAUAAACACGUUUGAACAUGUUGAAACAUGCUUAAAACAGGUCUGGGCAUGCCGGGUCUUUUUCCUUUUACAAAUCGCACCACCAAGCGGUCAUUUUCUGGUAAAUCAUCGGAGUACAAUUUUAAAAUACAAUCAAAAGAUAAACCCUUAUUAC